Theobroma umbraticum is the source of this 1544-nucleotide messenger RNA. RefSeq names its product protein FLX-like 4. Lineage: Eukaryota; Viridiplantae; Streptophyta; Magnoliopsida; Malvales; Malvaceae. The record is from RefSeq and is a predicted model, not a curated record.
GGAAAAAGCCACAUAGCAAAAGAAGAGAGAGACAAAUCUUCUACCCUGUAUAACAAGCUUGGGUUUGCCCGUGAUGAUCUCCAGGCUAAAGUUUCUGCCACUCCAUUAUAAACUCCCUUCGCAUUCCUUUUUUCCCUUUCUUUUCAUAUAUUUUUCUUGUUCUUCAACCUUGCUUCAGAGACUCUCAAAAUGUUAAUGUCAAAGGACAGGCUUGAAGGAAAACAAUUUCUUUAGAAUCUUGAAGUUUGAUUUAUAGAAAAUUGAUGGGUGAAGUUUGGGCUUUGUCUGGAAUUUGAAGGUGGCUGACUCAUUUGCGGAAAGCAAAAGGCUACCAUCAUCGGUUUCUCAGGCCCUGCAACCAAUAGGUAGGUGUCCACAGCUAAGGUGUCUAUUCUCCAGAUUACUAUUCAAGUGUGACGUAGUUUGAGUGGAUCAUCAGACAGAUGGCUUCUAGACAUUUCCGAUCAGCAUAUGAGCGACGUUCCCUCCAGGCUCCAGGUGUGAUACAACAUGGUUCACUUGCCAGCUCAGGUCAUCCUGGUGCCCAUUGGGCUCUGGAGUCACUUCCUCCACCUGAGCUUUUAGAGAGCAAGAUUGCUUCUCAGGCUGCAGAAAUUGAGCGACUUGCUGGGGACAAUCACAACGGCAGCCUUCAUGUUGCCUUGAGGGAGGACCUUGUUACUGCUCGGCAUGAAGCGCAGAAACUCAAGGAACACAUCAGAAGCAUCCAGACUGAGAGUGAUAUCCAGAUCAGGGUUUGCUGGAAAAGAUUGCGAAAAUGGAAGCAGAUAUUCGGUGGUGAGAGUGUGAAAAAGGAGUUGCAAGAGGCAAACAUUGAGGCACAAAAAUUGGUCAAAGCCAGACAAGAGUUCAUGGCUCAAAUUCAACAGGCUUCUCAUGAGUUGCAGAAAACCCAUGAUGAUGUUAAGAGUCUGCCAGAGUUGCACGCUGAACUUGAAGGUCUGAGGAAGGAGCACCAGAGAUUACGUGUUACAUUUCAGUAUGAAAAAGGUUUAAACAUAGAGCAAGUGCAGCAAAUGCAAGCUAUGGAGAAGAAUCUGAUUGAAAUGGCAAGAGAAGUGGAAAAGCUGCGCACAGAAGUCUUGACUGCUGAGCAGAGAGUGCAUGUGCCAAUAGGUCCAGUACCAUAUGCUGGUGGCUACAUGAAUGGUGAUCCUUCAUAUGUACUACCUUUUCAAGGUGGCAGCACCUAUUUUGAUGGAUAUGGUAGGCCUGUAAUGCAGAUGAAUCUUGGCCCAGCAGAGGGUAUGAUCCCAUAUGGAAGUAGUGCCAACGUUCCAGCUGCUAAUGCUGCAACUGUAAGUCAAGCUGUUACUGGUCCGGUCUGGGGAGCACCAUAUGAUCCAUCACCUGCUCAGAGGUAAACAAGGAGAAACUGCAAUGCAAGUUGUCCAUAAUCUAUCUUGCCUUGGCUCAGUGUAGCCGGUUUGUAGGAUACAGGGAGUGAAUUAGGUUAUUGUGAAAGGUAUAGAUCAUUAACAUUUAGCCAUUAAACAGUUGCCAGCAGUUAUAAAGCACAACAA